CGAUUUCUUUUUUCAGGCUUCUUAAAAUGGAAGAGAGCGCAGACGCGUGACGCAUCGCUGCUCACACAAAGUUGCGCUCCUACACCGCAUUUACAUAAAGACCUCACGAUUUCCUCGUGUAUAUAAAUCCCUCGGAUCAUGACAGGACGUAGGUAGAAGCCUAACGGUAAGUCGCAGCUGAGAGAAUCACAGAGGCGUAAAAAUGAAGACGGAGAGCGUGGCGCAGACUGUGCCAUUCAGUGGCCGAAAGCGGAGUCUUAUCGAGGACGCGCGCAGAGACCGAGAGAGGGAGAGAGACAGAGAGAGAGACAAGGAGAGAGACAGGGAGAGCACAACUGCUUCUCCGGGUCCAUCACGCAGCGGCGACAAUUUGGUUUUUGAAGAGAAAAGCGGUAAGGUUACUCUCCACCUGCUCUUUACGCAGAACAAUGACAAACACGCAGGCUUCUUCAAAACUGGGAAAGUCUUCGAGACCUUCGAGGCGAAGCUGCUCCACCUGGAGACUCGAACAUCUCGGAAGUGUAAGAAAGUGUCCUCAGAUGAGCUGGAGUUCUUCAUGCAGUGUGAAGUUCACAGCUCUGACACUGACGCCUUCAUUAACGCUCUUAGAAGAGUCGGGGACGAAGUGCGGCUUCUGCCUGACGACAGGGUUCCAUGGUUCCCUCGAAAGGUCAAUGAUCUGGACAAAUGCAAUAACGUAAUUACGAAGUACGACCCGGACCUGGACCAAGAUCACCCUGGAUUUAGCGAUCCGGAAUACAGAAAGCGGAGAGCGUUCAUCUCUGAGCUGGCUUUCAACUUCAAACAGGGCGACCCCUUGCCAUACGUCGAAUAUACUCCGGAAGAGGUUGCCACUUGGAGAGAAGUGUACAGGACUUUGACCUCCAUCUAUCCGACUCACGCUUGCAGACAGUUCCUGGACGGACUGCAGCAGCUGGAGAGAGAGUGUGGCUACGCAGAGCACAAAAUCCCUCAGCUCAGAGACGUGUCCAGUUUUCUGAAAGAAAAGACAGGAUUCCAGCUGCGCCCAGUCGUGGGUUUACUGUCGGCUCGGGACUUCUUGGCGAGUCUGGCGUUCAGGGUGUUCCAGUGCACGCAGUACAUUCGCCACUCCUCAUCACCCAUGCACUCUCCGGAGCCGGAUUGCUGUCAUGAACUGCUCGGACACAUCCCCAUGCUCACGGACAAAGAGUUCGCUCAGUUUUCACAGGAGAUUGGUCUCGCCUCUCUCGGCGCGUCUGACGAGGACAUCGAAAAGCUGUCCACCCUCUACUGGUUCACGGUUGAGUUUGGGCUCUGCAAGCAGAACGGGGCAGUAAAGGCAUACGGUGCAGGGCUGUUAUCCUCCUAUGGAGAACUUGUGUACGCUCUCUCUAACGGACCCGAAUACAAGCCCUUCGUCCCUGCUGAGACGGCGGUCCAGUCGUACCAGGAUCAGACGUACCAGCCCGUUUAUUUUGUCUCCCAGAGCUUUGAGGAUGCGACAAACAAGAUGAGACAGUACUCAUCCACCAUCCAGAAGCCGUUCACCAUCAGAUAUGACCCGUAUACCUGCUCCAUGGAGAUCCUGGAUGAAGCGGCUAAGAUCCAGAAUGUUCUGGGCCAAAUCAGAAAGGAGCUGAAGAUUCUGCACAGUGCGUUAGAGAGGCUGGGCUAAAGAUGAGCCUGAAAGUCUGCAUCAUUAUCAACCAUACAUCAAUCACACUCAAAACACCCAUCAAUCACACUCAAAACACCCAUCAAUCACACUCAAAACACCCAUCAAGCACACUCAAAACACCCAUCAAUCACACACCGAAAAUCCAUCAAUCACACACAGAAAAUCCAUCAAUCACACUCAAAACACUCAUCAAUUACACACUGAAAAUCCAUCAAUAACACACCGAAAACCAAUCAAUCACACACCAAAAAUCAAUCACACUCAAAAUACCCAUCAAUCACACUCAAAAUACCCAUCAAUCAGACUCAAAACACCCUUCAAUCACACCCAAAAUACCCAUCAAUCCCACACCAAACAAUAAAACACCAAACACCCAUCAAUCACACCCCAAAAACCCAUCAAUCACACACCACAUACCAAACAAUAAAACACCAAACACCCAUCAAUCACACACCAAACACCCAUCAAUCACACACCAAACAAUAAAACAACAAUCACCUAUCAAUCACACACCAAAAACUCAUCGAUCACACCCCAAACACUCAUCAAUCACACACCAAACACCCAUCAAUCACACACCAAACACCCAUCAAUCACACACUAAAACACCCAUCAAUCACACCCCAAACACUCAUCAAUCACACACCACAUACCAAACAUUAAAACACCAAACACCCAUCAAUCACACACCAAACACCCAUCAAUCACACACCAAACAAUAAAACAACAAUCACCUAUCAAUCACACACCAAAAACUCAUCGAUCACACCCCAAACACUCAUCAAUCACACACCAAACACCCAUCAAUCACACACCAAACACCCAUCAAUCACACACUAAAACACCCAUCAAUCACACACCAAACACCUAUCAAUCACCCACCAACCGAACAACGAUCACCUACAUAUCACCCAUAAAUCACACAACAAUCACACCAAUAUGGAGAUCAUGAGAUAUGUACAGAAUACACAAAUACAGUGUAAAUAUUUCUGUCCUCCCACAGAAUGAUCCUCAGUAGACUUUGUGUGUGUCCAACAGAUCAACACGCAUUUAAUAAAUCUUUAUUUUUGACUAUUCA
Molecule: messenger RNA, 2738 nt
Organism: Tachysurus fulvidraco (yellow catfish)
Lineage: Eukaryota; Metazoa; Chordata; Actinopteri; Siluriformes; Bagridae
Gene: th2
Product: tyrosine hydroxylase 2
Exons: 12
Coding region: 203-1657 (484 amino acids)
Biological process (GO): dopamine biosynthetic process from tyrosine
Cellular component (GO): axon; perikaryon; cytoplasm
Molecular function (GO): tyrosine 3-monooxygenase activity; iron ion binding
Source: RefSeq, a predicted model, not a curated record